Messenger RNA from Ictalurus punctatus (channel catfish), 4664 nucleotides. Its product is annotated as myeloid-associated differentiation marker homolog. The record is from RefSeq and is a predicted model, not a curated record. The transcript has 3 exons. Lineage: Eukaryota; Metazoa; Chordata; Actinopteri; Siluriformes; Ictaluridae. Gene Ontology annotation, cellular component: membrane. Bases 1747 to 2796 code for a protein of 349 amino acids.
UUUAAAAUCACCCCAUGUUGAAAGGACGUCACAGAAUCGCAGCUCGGACCUCUCGAAAACCUCUGAUUUUCCGAGUAAGAAUUACCACACAGCAAAAUCCCCAGUGUUGAUUUAACACCCAGAGUGUUGAAUUUACACCCUACAGUGUUUAUAUAAAUCCACUGGACACAGAUUAACUCCGGGUGUUAAUUCAACACUAGGGAUUUUACUGUGCAGUUGGAAAGACAUUCAAAUGAAUCUUCCCUGCUUGGUCUUGAACGCAGCAUUAUUUUGCUGUUAAAGGCCUCCAUGGUUGCAAAACGUUUGAGAACCUCUUUUCUAAAGAGCUCAAAACAACAUUUUGAACUAACAGAGUUUUGGAUCAGUUAUAGCUUUUACAAGCAGAAACAACUCUACAGAGGGGAUUAGUUAAUUAUUUCCCUGUAGCAAGGUUGUAGCAUUUUUCCUGUGUAAAAAAAAAAAAAAAAAAAAAAAAAUUUCAAACAGCUUGCAAGUAGCUUAAACGUUUUCCUUUUAUUUUAUUAAGUAGUAUAGUAGAGUUAAUAAGUUACUUGUAGUUAUACCACUGAGCUGUCGACGUCUCGAUUCUCAUUUUCUAUAACAGCAGGUACGACAGUAGUUCCGUCUCGAAGGAACGCACAGGUUUAUAUUAAAACCCUCAAUCUAGCAUGUUCUCAUUUGUAUAGUAACAACUUCUAUGAUGGUCACUACACGUUAACAGGUUUUUGUCUUAUUAACUUAGAGAGAGAGAUUAAUUUUUGUCUUAUUAACUUAGAGAGAGAGAAAAAUAGAGGCUGGUGAGGGAACAACUGUUUCUACAGCUAUAACGUAAGUGAGAACCGAUACUAACUUGUUUCACAGAUGUUCCACUACAUUAAAUGUAACUGUAAAGUAAAUAUAAUGGCUAAAAAGUAUGUCGUUCUUUAAUAAAUAAAAAUGUAGUUAGCUUUGGCGACUUGCUGUGGUAUAAGAGGAGUAAAACACUUCCUGUGAGACAUGCUGUUAAAGGAAAAUAAGCAACUUUGGCGUAUUGCUUACUUAGCAAAAGUGUAAAUGCAUUAUUUUGUCAUUAAAUUAAGUUUCACAUUGUCUUUUAGUACCACUUGUAGCUUCAUUAACUUCAAUUUUAGUAGUAUGCACGAUAUAUCAUCUGAAACAUUACCCUGGUUCUAGUAUCAAGGACUCUGUACAUGAAUCUAAAGUUAUCAAAACAGCGUUCAAAAUGGAUGCUUUAUGACAUUAGACAGUACUAUUGCUGAGGUUUCUUUUUUUUUUUAUUAUUAUUUACCCUGGGUGGAGAGGAGGUCAUAUGAUGUAGAUGUGUUAUAUUGAUCGUUAUGGGAGGAAAUCAACAACAGGUUGAAGUCUCUGGAUUGUAGAAGCUUAACAUCACAGGCCUCGGUGUAUGCUGCUAAACCGAGGAACUGAAAGUAAAGGAUUGAAAUCUGCUGCUGUGGAAGCUGAGAACUUUGUCCCCCAGACAGACUGACUCAUUAAUAUACAAACCAAGAGGAAAAACAGAUGUUGUGAGAAGUCUGGUACACAAAAACCAUAUUUAAAAGAUCCACCAGUUUCGAUUCAAACAGCGCCAUCUUGUGUUUUGGCAUCCAGAACUGCAUAAACUUUAGUGUUCCUGUGGAAAACUCACCAGCUUUAACUGACGAUAGUAAACCUGAAUUUACUCAUAGGCACGCUGAUCUGACCUCAGUUGAACUUCAUCGAUUGUUCCGAACUUGCCGGUGGAUCAUGCUGUGUAUACACGUGGCGAAUAUAGCUGCUCUGCUAUCGUCUUGUGUAUCCUUUGGCCUCAUAAUAUGUAGUCGCAGAUGGGAUGGAGAAGUCGGUGUAUUGUGCGUGUUUUGCUGGACCUUUAGCUUCAUUGGCUCUCUUUUGAACCUACUGACACUGAUGUUCUCUUUCCACAUGGGUGUCAGGCCAAUAUUCUGGCGCAACAUUUCCAUUACCAUCUCCAGUUAUGCAGCGUUGUUCUGUCUUAGCGCGUCCAUCAUCUUUCCGAACUACUUUCUAAAAGGCCAAGAGGACAACGAGUUCUACAGCUACUUUAUACUGGUCGAGAUCUUCUCAUGCAUAGCUACGCUGGGGCACCUUGUGGAAGUUUGGAUGGUGUGGAUUGACCCGACAUGCUAUAUGGCAAUGGGAUCAGGUCUGCUACAGGUGUCUCAGACGUACAUAGCAAGCGCCAUCGUUUUCUUCCUCGCCAAUAUUGUGCCAUUCAAAGACCAUCCAGCUAUGAUAUGGAGCUUGGCUGUAUAUUGCAUGUGCUUCUUCUGCACAUUUGUCAGCAUCAUAUGCUGUACAUUUCAGAACCAGCACAAUCAAAUAUGGCAGAAAGGAUUCAACUUGAUUGCUGCUGUCAUGUACCUUAGUGUCGCCUGGCCUGUAUUCCAUCUCAUUCAAGAUCUUGGUCAAAUCGUCUUCCCUGGGUCAUGCCAAAAUGAUCUUGGACUCUGGCCUCAGACUAGACUGAUCAUUGUGCUUGGGCUAACUGCCUUUAACUUCCUGCUUUACUUGCUCAGCGUAUGCGAUGCCUGUAUAUUACGUUCAAAUGUUAAUGAAGAAGAAGAGAACACUACAAGCUCAAGCACCUCUGAACCUCGUCCCAUAGAAACGCCAGAUGAAAUAAGGGCCAGUGUUUUGCCAGUGGAACUGAGCAGAUCUCUACAACAACAAAACAUAAUAGGCAACCAUCAGAGCCUGCACAGGACAGAUCUAAGGAGCCAGCAAAAUUCUUUCAACGUUUACAUUAAAAAUCUUAAUAUUUAUGUUAAUAAAUAAAAUCCAAUUAGUAGAAAUGGAAGAAUGGUUUAAUAGUAUGUCUACGGCUUUAAAUACAACUGAGAAUUGUUCCAUGAUCACAUGACUAAUCCUAGGCUUUUAUAUUGCAGCAGAUACAUGGUUUCUAGCCACUAUGUAUACACAUUUGAUAAUUGACCAUUAAUAAUUGAUAAAUGACAUAAUUAAAAACAAAUUAUGAUGUCACUGUACUAUUUGAACCAGCUCGAAAAUUUGUGUUUGGUAUCAAUAUAGUAAUUUCCUGUUCAGCCAGUCAGACAGUCUCUGUAUUAACACCCAAAUCUGACCUCAAGAUUAAAAUGAAAUGUGAUAAUAUAAAUAUCAGUGAGUAUAUCAUGUGAUAUGUGGUAGUUCUUGACACAUUUUGACUUGUUAUUUGGGGGAGGGGCAUGAUGGGUUAGCAUGUUUGCCUCACACCUACAGGGUUUUGGGAUUGAUUCCUGCCUCCGCCCUGUGUGCGUGGUGUUUGAAUGUUCUCCCCAUGCUUUGAGGGUUUCCUCUGAGUUCUCCAGUUUCCUCCUCCAGUCCAAAGACAUGCAUUGUAGGCUGAUUGGCAUUCCAAAUAGUUCGUAGAGUGUGAAUGGGUGUGUGAGUGUGUGUGCGAUUGUGUCCUGUGAUGUGUUGGGACCCCGAUACCCAGGGUGUCCCCCGCCUUGUGCCCCGAGUCCCCUGGGAUAGGCUCCAGUCUCCCCUGUGACCCUGUGUAGUAUAAGCGGUACAGAAAAUGGAUGGAUGGAUGGAAGAAUGGAAUUGUUAUUUCAAGUCAUAGUCAAUAUUUUUGUAAAUUGAAUUCAAUUUAAAAGAGACUCAUAAGCAAAAUUGUAACUGUGAAUAACAAUUAUUAAUUACCAUUACUUAAGGAAUAAAUCACUUGGGGGUGUGAUGUUAUAGGAAAAUAAUCAACGCCGGGGUGGUGAGUUGUAGCCCGAUGCUAAGUGGAGUUACUGUUACCACCCUGAUGUUGAUUAUUUUCCAAUAACAGCACACCCUGACAUGUUUUAUUUCACUAACACUACAGUAAUUUACCAACACUAACAAUUUUUUACACUUACAUUAGAGUCACAUAGUUACAGUCAUCCCCUAAGCAGUCUGUAUUGUUCCUUUCUGUUGAAGUUAAGACAAAAAUGCAGCUUGUCAGGUUAUCAAGAAACUGCUAAGCGCAAAGUCCUCUAUUUCUACUGUCUUAAAUAAGCUUAUUAUUAGGCUGAGAUUAUAUGGAGCAUCUGAUAUGCAGCUCCCUGCGAAUAAGGCAUUAUUAUUGAAACGAUAAUAUAUUAGAAUGGGUUCUUUAAUAUAAACCUGUGAUUUGCUUUGCAGACGGAACUACUUUCAGUGCUGCCUUACAGUAAUCCAAAAUUAAUGAACGCCUUCUGACCAAUCAAAUCGAGAAUUUAACAGCACCGUGGUAUAGUCUGGAAUAAACACUAUAGUGAUUAGCAGAGACACUUCCUAGUAUGGUGUUUUAUAGUUAUGUAAGACAUAGCAGAAGUGAACCAUAAAUGGUAUUUAACCAUUUUAUUGGAACAACACAUGGCAUACACAACUGCCUCUUAUUAUUCUACAAUAUUUUAUACCACUGACACCACAUCAUACCACCCUAUCACUGAUUUAUUUUCAAAUAAUUCUCUCUCUCUCUCUCUCUCUCCCUCUCUCUCUCUCUCUCUCUCUCUCUCUCUCUGUCUCCACCCCUUCUCACUCUCUCUCCACCCCCUUCUCUUUCUCCACCUCCCCUUCUCUCUUUCUCUUUUUCUCUCCACCCCCUUCUCUCUCUCUCUCUUUCUCUCUCCACCCAAAUUCUCUCUCUUUCUCCACCCCACUUCUCUCUCUCUCCACCUCCCCUUCUCUCUCUC